Messenger RNA from Ectocarpus siliculosus, 1347 nucleotides. NCBI's taxonomy places the organism in Eukaryota, Phaeophyceae, Ectocarpales, Ectocarpaceae. The record is from the annotation of a GenBank genome assembly.
AUGACGAUGCGUGCAGCGUUGUGUUCAAGCUACGGCCCCGUAGAUGAGGUGCUCUCCGUUGUGGAGGAUGCUCCACGCCCAACCUUCGACCCCGCAGGCAAGGCGUCUCGGGGAUACGCCCUUGUCCGGGUUCAAGCGACCGCUCUGGCACCCGGCGACGUACGCGUGCUAAGCGGCCGAACGGCUGAAAUACAGGGCCCGCCGUCUCUCCCGUACGUCCCCGGCGGUGCCGACCUCUGUGGUGUGGUGGAGGCCGUCGCCGACGGGGAGACGUACCUCAAGGUGGGCGACAAUGUGGUGUCCCAGUUCGACCGCAACUGGGGUGGCCUGGCCGAGUACGCGCUCGCCAAGAGCAGCCAGUGCGCGCGGAACCCGCCCGCCGGUCUAUCCCCGGCGGAAGUGGCCGCGACCGCUUCCAGCGGCGCCUCGGCGGUCGUGAUCUCCCGCCAUGUGAAGCGCGGCGACCGGGUUCUAGUAAUCGGGGGUUCCGGGGGCGUCGGCACGUUCCUGGUGCAGCUCGCCCGGGCCAAGGGCGCCUCCUACGUCGCCGCCGUGUCCACGCAGACCGAGCUGAUGGCGGAGCUCGGGGCGGACAAGUCCAUCGACUACCGGGAGGAGGACGUCUGGGCCUCGAGCGAGUUCCAGGCGGAGGCCGGGAAGUUCGACGUGGUGUUCGACCUGGUGGAGAAGGGGUGGGACCGGGUGACGUCCAAGGGCGGGAGGGCAAAGCCGAUCGUGAAGACCGGGUGGCGAGGCGGACGCUUUGUGACGACGGUGCCUCCAUGCGGGAAGUGGUUCGAUGGUCACUCGAUGUGGCAGGUGGUCCGCGUCUUCAUGCUCCCCGUCCUCGGCAAGAUAAUCGGCACGUCGCUGUGGCCGUGGGGACGGCCGCGCUACAAGUUCGUCUUCGGCCUCGGUAUCGACGCAAAGCGCACUCAGUUCGCGGAGCUGUUUGCGCUGAUCGAAGCUGGCGACGUACGCGUCGUGCUGGAUGGGGGCCGCCCCCGCCCGUUCACCACGGAGGAGGUCCGCGCGGCGUUCAAGCUCCAAGAAAGCGGGCAUGCCCACGGCAAAGUUGUGGUGCAGCCGUUAGCUGGAGUGAAACUUCCACGCGGACUCCUGAUGCUCACACUCGGCGAAGCCUUCAACCAGCCGUUGGACAGGGUGGAAUUUUCCAAUGGACUGCAGAUGCCUGCUCUCGGUAGGUUCUUUGACCAGUCGUUGUGUGAAGUGAACUUGCCCGGGGGACUACAGCAACUGGCGUUCGGCAGAGGGUUUAACCAGCCCAUCAGUGACGUGGUCUGGCCUCAAGGGGCUUCGAAAAAUCAUUUUCAGCCAAGAGUUUGA